UUAAAUUGAUUCAAGUUGAUCCAAACAGUAGAAAAGGGGACGCGUGUAGCGUGAACUUCGUCUUCUUUUAUGUUGGAUAGUUAUUCUUCGUUUCCACAAAGGGUUCUAUUUCGAUAGUGCCUGAGAAAAAAUAUUGAAAAAGAAAUGUGAGUAAGAUAAGUAAUCGUAGAAGUGAUAAAUAAAAAAAAAAGGGAGCAAUGGAUCUUUUUCGAAUGGUAAAUGAAAUCAUGACAAAUUUGCCUUUCCUUUUAUCCUUUGACAUAUACACACACAUACACACACAUAUAUAUAUAUAUAUAUAUGUAUAUAUUCCUUAAUCUAAACAAAAUUGAUUAGUACCGGAUGACAAUGACAAACAUUGAUAACUGUGACUAAAUUCAUUAGUAUUAUUACUUUCUUAACCUAACUUUCAAAAAAAAAAAAAAAAAAAAAAAAAAAAAAAAAAAAAAAAAACAAAUCUUAUAUAUAUUAAUUCCAUUUGAAAAUAUUCAUAACAAUAAGAAAGAAUUACUACAUUUUCAAGAAAAGAUAUUAGAAUUUGCUAACGUUAAGAAAAGAUUGAUAUUUUCGCCAUGUAAUCCUUUUAAAAUUAAUUAUUCUGAUGUGUUAUUGAUAAUCUCUUACACUUUCUUUUCACUCUUGUGUCAAUCUCAUUGUCCACGAAUGUAACGACAGUAUUAGUUAAAAAAAAAACGAACGAAAAAAAAGUGUAAAAUAUAUUCUAAAACGUUAUUACACAACAUAUUUUUACAAUUUUACUUGUUUAAAAAUUUUAAUAUAGUUUAGACGUAGUAAACAUCUUUGUGUCCACGAAAAAUAUAGACAGUUAUUUUUAGAAGAACACAUGCUUCUCAUAAAUCCUAUAUCUCGCACACAGUAUUGAUGAUUUCAAUAAAUAUGAAAAAAAGACAAAAAAACAUGGUUAGUCAAUCUGUUUAAAUAUCUUCUCAAAUUCUUUACUUUCAUCUUUACUUAUCUUUCUCAUUGUAUCGUCUAAAAUAUAUGGCAAGUUGGUCAAAGAAACCUCGAUUGGGUACUGAUUUAGCAUUGGGUUGUUCCCUGAUUGCAUUACACAAAAAUAUGUUUUGUUGGGGAAGUUCUAUUCAUGGGGAAUUAGGACUAGGUGGUAUUGAAGAUGAACAUAUUCUUAUUCCUCGUGAAGUGGAUUUUCAGAAAUCUACAGAAGUUACAUACAUUGCAUGUGGUGAAAGUCAUACUGUAGUUAUAACGCGAGGUGGAGAAUUAUAUUCUUGUGGAAAUAAUGACUUUGGGCAAUUAGGACAUGAUAAAGGAAGAAAAAGGUUACGCUUGAUAUCAGGAUUAGAAGCAUUUGUAUUUAAAAAGGCAGCAUGUGGAGCAUGUCAUACGGUUGCAGUUAAUGAAUGGGGACAAUUAUUUAGCUGGGGAUGUAACUCUGAAGGUCAAUUAGGAUUAAAUAUAAUAAACCCUACUGAAAAUAUACCACGUAUGAUAAAAACAUUAGGAACAAAUGUAAUUGUACAAGUAGCUUGUGGAAUAAAACACGUACUUGCGCUUACAAAUAAUGGAGAAAUCUAUGCUUGGGGUUCAAAUUUUGAAGGGCAAUUAGGCUUAGGUUCUGAUGUAAUUAAGGAGUUAAAACCCAAACUUAUUAGCAGCUUAAUUUCUUUACCUAUUGCAUUUAUUGCAUGUGGUGGUUAUCAUAGCAUAGCUAUAACUAAGUCAGGUACCGUAUUUGGCUGGGGGAAAAAUUUAUUCGGACAAUUGGGACUAAAUGAUACACAAAGUAGACACCUUCCUUGCCAAUUAAGAACUUUGCGAAAUGCCAAAGUAUGUUAUGUGGCAUGUGGAGAAGAAUUUUCUGUGUUUUUAACAAUGGAUGGUGGUGUAUUUACUUGUGGUGCAGGAAUGUAUGGUCAAUUGGGACAUGGAAUUCAUAGCAAUGAGAUUUUACCUCGACAAGUUAUGGAAUUGAUGGGCAGUACUGUUACACAAGUGUCAUGUGGUCGAAGACAUACUUUAGCAUUCGUACCUUCACAUAGAAAAAUUUAUGCUUGGGGCUUAGGUGGUGCAGGACAAUUAGGCAAUCGUGUUACACAAAGUGUUACUACUCCUCAAGUUGUAUUAGGACCAUGGGUACCUCCUAAUGGGUCAGCAAUGGUCAAACUCGACACACAGUUGAGUCCAUAUAUUACACAGUCCCUAGAUUGCAUCGUUAAACAUAUAUUUAGUGGAGGAGAUCAUUGCUUUGCCACUGUUAUUCCAAGAGAAGAAAAUAUGGAAUCAGAUGACUGUAGAGUAAUAGAUUCUACUUCUCAAAUACUUAAUAUAUCUGAAGAACAAUUGGCAGCUUGUCAAAGAGUACCAAAAGGAUCUUCUGUUGAUCACGAACUUAUGAUGUAUUUAGAAACCGUUUUUAAGAGUCAAUCUUGUAUAAAUGGAUCGUUUUUAUUUAAAAAUGAUGCUCAUUAUGGUUGUUCAAGUAAAAACCAUGGAGUGGAUUUGGAUAUAGCAAUUAAAUCCUUUGGAAUAAUAUCAGAAUCGUGUAAUGAUACAAUUCAGGAACUCAUUUUUAAUAGCAUAACAGAUAGCCUUAUACCAUCUUUCUCAUCCUCUCCACCAGACAUAGAAUCGUUAAGAGUAUAUUUAACAGUGCCUUUGUAUCAUGGUUUUGCAAAUCCUUUAAAUUGGAAUGCUUUACAUCAACCAUUUUGCAAAGCUGUUAUAAGCUUAAAAUCAGAAGCUCUUAAAGUAGUAAGCUCAUGGUGGAGUAAAGCUCCAUCUUAUUAUUUUGAAAGGCUUGUUCGUACUCACAAAAGUGUUGUUUUACAUAUUAUAAAGCAAUCCAAACAUGACAAGAAUGUGUCAUGGAAUGUAUUGAGCAAAUACGUUUUAGAAUUUUUAAGAUUAUUAAAUAAAUUGAAUCAUACUGCUGAAGAUGAAAUUAGGGUGUCUUAUUCCACGUUUCAUUUGCCAGAAUUAAUAGAACAUGUAGACAUUAAAGCUGAUUAUUUUAAAUGGCUAACGGAAAAAGACAAUUAUUCGAAUAACAGAAUGUAUUUCUGUAAUUAUCCUUUUCUUUUUGAUGCACAAGCUAAAACCAUAUUAUUGGAGACAGAUCAAGCAAUACAGAUGCAAUCAGCAAUGAACGAAGCUGCAACUCGUGCUAUCACACAAAUGCUUUUUCAUCCAUAUCCCGCUAAUAGCAUGGAUACUAGACUCCAUAAUCAAUUUGUCACUUUGAAUGUUUCACGAGAAAAUAUUGUACAAGAUACUUUACUAGAAUUAUCUCAUUAUGAUUCCAGCGAUUUAAAGAAACCGCUAAGAGUAAAAUUUCACGGAGAAGAAGCAGAAGAUGCAGGAGGAGUUAAAAAAGAAUUUUUUAUGCUUCUUUUAAAAGAAAUACUAGACCCAAAAUAUGGAAUGUUUAGGGAAUAUGAAGAAACUAGAACUAUUUGGUUUAGUCAAGAUUCAUUUGAAGAUGAAGUUAUGUAUUCCUUAAUUGGUUUGCUAUGUGGACUUGUUAUUUAUAAUUUUAUAAUAAUUGAUUUACCCUUCCCAUUGGCUUUAUAUAAAAAAUUAUUACAUGAACCAGUGGGAUUGAUCGACAUUAAAGAAAUGUCUCCAGCAGUUGCUAAAAGUUUACAAAGUAUACUUGAUUAUGAGAAUCCAGAUUUUGAAGAGAUAUUCUGUUUAAAUUUUGAAAUAGUCAGGGAUGCUUUCGGUGAAAGAAAGACGUAUGAAUUAAUACCAGAUGGUGUCAAAGUUCCUGUUACAUUAAAAAAUAAAAAACAAUUUGUCGAUUUGUAUGUAGAUUAUAUUCUCAACAAAUCAGUGGAAUCCCAUUAUCAGGCAUUCCAUACUGGCUUUCACAAAGUAUGUGGCGGAAGAGUAUUAGAACUUUUCCAUAGUCAUGAAUUAAUGGCAGUGGUUGUUGGAAAUGAAAAUUAUGAUUGGGAAGAGUUACAAAGAAAUGCAACGUAUAAAGAAGGAUAUUUGGCGAAUGAUCCUACCAUUAUUUUAUUUUGGCAAGUAUUUCAUGAGUUAUCUUUGGAAGAAAAAAAGAAAUUUUUACUUUUCCUAACUGGAAGUGACAGAAUACCUAUACAGGGUAUGAAAGCAAUUAAGAUAAUAAUACAACCGAUGAGUGACGAACGUAUGUUGCCCGUUGCACAUACAUGCUUUAAUGUGCUUGAUCUCCCACGUUACCAAACUCGCGAAAGAUUACGCUAUAAAUUAUUACAAGCUAUUCAACAAACUCAAGGCUUUUCGCUGGUGUGAACACAUAAAAGAUUAUUUUUGUAUUGUAAUAUAUUAUUAUAUUUUUUGCAAAUUCUAUUACAAAUUUUUUUUUAAUUUUUGUUUUUAGUUCUUUUUUUUUUUUUUUUUUUUUUUUUGUAAAAUAGAAAAUCACUAUGACGAUGUAAUUCUUCAUUGAUGUAAGUGCAUGUUCAAUUGACAAUUGUCGUCAUUUGUUCAUGCAUCGAAUUAAAACAGAUAGUUUAA
Molecule: messenger RNA, 4485 nt
Organism: Vespa velutina
Lineage: Eukaryota; Metazoa; Arthropoda; Insecta; Hymenoptera; Vespidae
Gene: Herc4
Product: probable E3 ubiquitin-protein ligase HERC4
Exons: 18
Coding region: 1003-4260 (1085 amino acids)
Biological process (GO): protein ubiquitination; ubiquitin-dependent protein catabolic process
Molecular function (GO): ubiquitin protein ligase activity
Source: RefSeq, a predicted model, not a curated record